GAUACUUGUAUAACUGAUUUUUUUUUAAGUAUCAGCUCAGCCUCUCCUACUCCUGCGUCGCUUGCACUCUGAGCCAAUCCCGAGCCUCGCCAUAAAAUGUGCGCCUUCCAGGCUAUAAGAGCGCUCCAAACUUUCUCCUGAGCUUUGAGCGACACCUCGGUGGCGCGCGAGGCCAGCGCGAUUGCGCGACACAUCCAAGGCGAAUUUCCAGCAAGAAGCGAGCCGAAGGGUGAUGUUCGAGGAAGAGGCGAUGCACGACGAGUCCAGUUCCCCGGAAUCCCCGGUGGACAGUCUUGGUAACAGCGAAGAGGAGCUCGACAAUCAGCAGAAGCGCGGAGGAAGGAAAAGGAGGGGAGCGGCCAGAAGCGGAGAGGAUUCGGACAGUCCGACCCCGGGGUCUGGGAAGCGAGGCAAAAAGUGCGCCGGGAGCCCGCAGUCGUUCGAGGACCUGCAGACGCAGCGCGUCAUGGCGAACGUGCGGGAACGGCAGCGCACGCAGUCCCUUAACGAGGCGUUCGCCUCCUUGCGCAAGAUCAUCCCCACCCUGCCUUCAGACAAACUUAGCAAAAUACAGACUCUCAAGCUCGCCGCGCGCUAUAUCGACUUCCUUUGCCAGGUGCUGCAAAGCGACGAGCUGGACUCCAAAAUGGCGAGCUGCAGUUAUGUGGCGCACGAGCGGCUCAGCUACGCGUUCUCCGUGUGGAGGAUGGAGGGCGCAUGGUCCAUGUCAACAUCGCACUAACGCGCACGGUCCUGUGCCACGGAUCUUUCCUAAAAUGACGAUUUGUAGCUGCGAGCAGCAGAAGGACUGCAGGAGAGGAGAAAAUCCCGUGCACAGCAGAAAGGACCAAAAAGGAAACUAAAAGUCAGAAGGCCCGGAUUUAUUGGCGAACAGAGCAGAUUUUUUGGAGACCCGGUUUGGACCGGCGGCCUCGUCGCGAGCACUUACCGACAAUAUUUGAGGAAUUUGCCUUCGAGAUCCGUGCUUGUAAAAUGUGUUUUUUGGAGACUUUGUGUAGGCUUUAUGCAUGCAUUCCGAGCUCACAAGCCUUGACAUCUCAUACCAAGCCACAGAGACUGCAGCAGAGCAGCAGCAGGAGCAAGCAGGCGCUUCAUUUCGCUCUGACAGCGUGGAGCCACAAAUAUGAAUGUCGUCGUAUUUAUUUCGUCAAAGAAAUAAUAGGCUCAUAUCUGUAUAUAUUCUUUUCUCAUCUGGUCAAUGAAAAAAAAAAUGUUAUUUAUUUAUUGAUACUUUUUUUUCUGAUGCAUAAUGGAUCCGGUGUCUACAUGCAUUUGAUUGUUUGAUGUUUGUAAAUAUGCGUUUUAUUUUUCUGCAAUAAAACUGGUUUGGAUAUAAAUUUA
Molecule: messenger RNA, 1362 nt
Organism: Silurus meridionalis
Lineage: Eukaryota; Metazoa; Chordata; Actinopteri; Siluriformes; Siluridae
Gene: twist1a
Product: twist family bHLH transcription factor 1a
Exons: 2
Coding region: 233-742 (169 amino acids)
Biological process (GO): developmental process; regulation of transcription by RNA polymerase II
Molecular function (GO): DNA-binding transcription factor activity, RNA polymerase II-specific; protein dimerization activity; RNA polymerase II transcription regulatory region sequence-specific DNA binding
Source: RefSeq, a predicted model, not a curated record